CCGGGUAGUGGGAUUAGGGCCUAGCGGUGAGCAAGCAGAGCCUCCACCCAGCACCGACCCCACACAGCGGCUUGGGCUCCCGGCAAGGUGAAAGUGGAGCCAGGGUUGGCGCUGACGAUCCCCUGGGAGCUGUUUAUCUCCGACUUGAUCCAGUAGAAUGUCUGAAGGUGAAGGAAAGGUGGCUCCGGGCACCGGUUCUGAUGCGAAGUCUGAUAGCGUGUCCUCCGUGUCUCCACCGGUGAGCGCCCCCGCCGUGCCUGCGCAGGAAGAGGAAGAGGAGGAAAGCGAAGAUGAGUCUGAGAUCCUCGAGGAGUCUCCCUGUGGACGUUGGCAGAAGAGGCGUGAGGAGGUAAACCAGCGCAAUGUUCCUGGCAUCGAUAGCGCCUACCUGGCUAUGGACACGGAGGAAGGCGUCGAGGUCGUCUGGAACGAAGUGCAGUUCUCUGAACGCAAGAAUUUCAAACUCCAAGAGGAAAAGGUGAAAGCCGUGUUCGAUAACCUCAUCCAGCUGGAGCAUCUCAACAUAGUCAAGUUCCACAAGUACUGGGCUGAUGUGAAGGAGAACAGAGCCAGGGUGAUCUUCAUCACAGAGUACAUGUCCUCCGGGAGCCUGAAACAGUUCCUGAAGAAGACAAAGAAGAACCACAAGACUAUGAACGAGAAGGCGUGGAAGAGGUGGUGCACCCAGAUCCUGUCGGCACUCAGUUAUCUGCACUCCUGUGAUCCCCCGAUUAUCCACGGAAACUUGACCUGCGACACCAUAUUCAUCCAGCACAACGGGCUCAUAAAGAUCGGAUCUGUGGCUCCUGACACCAUUAAUAAUCACGUGAAGACCUGUCGGGAGGAGCAGAAGAAUUUGCACUUCUUUGCCCCAGAGUAUGGCGAGGUCACCAGCGUUACCACGGCGGUUGACAUCUACUCGUUCGGGAUGUGCGCGUUGGAGAUGGCCGUGCUGGAGAUCCAGGGGAACGGGGAGUCGUCGUACGUCCCCCAGGAGGCUAUAAAUAACGCCAUUCAGUUCCUGGAGGAUCCGCUGCAGAGGGAGUUUAUCCAGAAGUGCCUCGAGGCCGAUCCCAGUAAGCGGCCUACGGCCCGUGAGCUGCUCUUCCACCAGGCCCUGUUUGAGGUCCCGUCUCUCAAGCUGCUGGCAGCGCACUGCAUCGUGGGACACCAGCAUAUGAUCGCAGAGAAUGCUUUGGAGGAGAUGACCAAGAACCUUGACAUGACCGCGGUGUUCGCCGAGAUCACUCACCCCAACCGCGAAGGAGUUCACUUGAUGUUCUCUCAAUCCCCCGCCCUGGAGCUGGACAAGUUUCUGGAGGAUGUCAGGAAUGGGAUUUACCCCCUGACCGCCUUCGGGAUACCCAGACCCCAGCAGCCCCAGCAGGAAGAGGUAACUUCUCCUGUCGUGCCCCCUUCGGUGAAGACCCCCACUCCGGAGCCUGCGGAGUUAGAGACCCGUAAGGUGGUGCAGAUGCAGUGCAACAUCGAGUCCGUGGAUGAGGGCGCCAAGCACCACCUCACUUUGCUGUUAAAACUGGAGGACAAGCUGAACAGACACCUGAGCUGUGACCUGCUCCCCAAUGAAAACAUUCAGGAUCUGGCCGCAGAGCUGGUCCAGCUGGGUUUUGUCAGCGAGGCUGACCAGACCAGACUGGCCUGCACCCUAGAAGACGCUUUCAGCAAGUUUUACUUUGCCCGUAACGGAAGUCUGACGGCCGUAACGGUUUCGUCGUAGCAGGGACACCGCCGAGGGCCCGUCCGCGCAUGGCCUGGGGUCUCGUCUUCUGCAGCGGCGUUGGCCCCCUUGGCUGGGGUUUGAUGCCUUGUUACACAGAUGCCAGCCGUGCAUCUCGGGCCUCCUGUUUCUAUAUGCUGUAGUUGUGCUUCUGCCUCUCAGGGGCCGCACGUGGGCUGUAAGAGGGCCACGUCCCGUUUCAUCUGUACAGAGGCAGCCGUUUAGCUGCUCAGAUACUG
This is a messenger RNA of Spea bombifrons (plains spadefoot toad), 1977 nucleotides long. It is a transcript of the gene NRBP1, whose product is annotated as nuclear receptor binding protein 1. The coding region runs from base 158 to 1738 and encodes 526 amino acids. Gene Ontology annotation, cellular component: endomembrane system; cytoplasm. Gene Ontology annotation, biological process: intracellular signal transduction; protein phosphorylation; endoplasmic reticulum to Golgi vesicle-mediated transport. The transcript is spliced from 18 exons. Lineage: Eukaryota; Metazoa; Chordata; Amphibia; Anura; Pelobatidae. Gene Ontology annotation, molecular function: protein kinase activity; ATP binding. The record is from RefSeq and is a predicted model, not a curated record.